Messenger RNA from Neogale vison (American mink), 1607 nucleotides. RefSeq names its product mex-3 RNA binding family member A (gene MEX3A). Gene Ontology annotation, molecular function: RNA binding. The transcript is spliced from 2 exons. NCBI's taxonomy places the organism in Eukaryota, Metazoa, Chordata, Mammalia, Carnivora, Mustelidae. The record is from RefSeq and is a predicted model, not a curated record. Bases 37 to 1596 code for a protein of 519 amino acids.
ACCUCUCUCCCUCUCUCCCCCAGCUUUUGUUUCGCCAUGCCUAGUCUAGUGGUAUCUGGAAUAAUGGAAAGAAAUGGGGGCUUUGGAGAACUAGGAUGUUUCGGGGGAAGCGCUAAGGACCGAGGGUUGCUGGAAGACGAGCGCGCCCUUCAGCUGGCUCUCGAUCAGCUCUGCCUCCUGGGUUUGGGGGAGCCCCCCGCCCCCACGGCGGGCGAGGACGGGGGAGGUGGGGGGGGCGGCGCCCCCGCGCAGCCGGCCGCCCCCCCGCAGCCGGCCCCGCCGCCGCCGCCCGCGGCGCCCCCGGCCGCCCCGCCGGCGGCCCCCGCGGCGCAGACGCCCCAGCCCCCCACCGCCCCCAAAGGGGCCAGCGACGCCAAGCUCUGCGCUCUCUACAAAGAGGCCGAGCUGCGCCUGAAGGGCAGCAGCAACACCACCGAGUGUGUCCCCGUGCCCACCUCCGAGCACGUGGCCGAGAUCGUGGGCAGGCAAGGCUGCAAGAUUAAGGCUCUGAGGGCCAAGACCAACACGUACAUCAAGACGCCCGUGCGCGGCGAGGAGCCCGUGUUCAUGGUGACCGGACGGCGGGAGGACGUGGCCACAGCCCGACGGGAGAUCAUCUCGGCGGCCGAGCACUUCUCCAUGAUCCGCGCCUCGCGCAACAAGUCCGGCGCCGCCUUCGGCGUGGCUCCCGCCCUGCCCGGCCAGGUGACCAUUCGCGUGCGGGUGCCCUACCGCGUGGUGGGGCUGGUGGUGGGCCCCAAGGGGGCCACCAUCAAGCGCAUCCAGCAGCAGACCAACACGUACAUCAUCACGCCAAGCCGCGACCGCGACCCGGUGUUCGAGAUCACGGGGGCGCCGGGGAACGUGGAGCGCGCGCGCGAGGAGAUCGAGACGCACAUCGCGGUGCGCACCGGCAAGAUCCUCGAGUACAACAACGAGAACGACUUCCUGGCGGGGAGCCCCGACGCCGGGCUGGACAGCCGCUACUCCGAGGCCUGGCGGGUGCACCCACCCGGCUGCAAGCCGCUCUCCACCUUCCGCCAGAACAGCCUGGGCUGCAUCGGCGACUGCGCCGUGGACUCGGGCUUCGAGGCGCCGCGCCUGGGCGAGCAGGGCGGGGACUUCGGCUACGGCGGCUACCUGUUCCCGGGCUACGGCGUGGGCAAGCAGGACGUGUACUACGGCGUGGCCGAGACCAGCCCCCCGCUCUGGGCGGGCCAGGAGAACGCCACGCCCACCUCGGUGCUCUUCUCCUCCGCCUCCUCGUCGUCGUCCUCGUCCGCCAAGGCCCGCGCUGCGCCCCCGGGGGCGCACCGCUCCCCCGCCGCCUCCGCGGGGCCGGAGCUGGCCGGCCUGCCCAGACGCCCGCCGGGGGAGCCGCUGCAGGGCUUCUCCAAACUGGGCGGCGGCCUGCGGAGCCCCGGCGGCGGGCGGGACUGCAUGGUGUGCUUUGAGAGCGAGGUGACCGCCGCCCUGGUCCCCUGCGGACACAACCUCUUCUGCAUGGAGUGCGCAGUACGCAUCUGCGAGAGGACGGACCCGGAGUGUCCCGUCUGCCACAUCACAGCCACGCAAGCCAUCCGAAUAUUCUCCUAAGCCCCCUGCGG